Molecule: messenger RNA, 1151 nt
Organism: Mercurialis annua (annual mercury)
Lineage: Eukaryota; Viridiplantae; Streptophyta; Magnoliopsida; Malpighiales; Euphorbiaceae
Exons: 6
Coding region: 258-677 (139 amino acids)
Source: RefSeq, a predicted model, not a curated record
GUCAAUUUUGCUCAGCGUUUAGUUUAGUGAUCAUUGAUCAAACAACAAACAAAACAAACCAACAGCUCUUUGCUUCUCAUCUAAAACUCUUCUCUUUUUUAUACUUCUCCCACCUGACCUAAACCCAAAAAACCCUCUUUUUAAUCAUCUUUUUUGAUCAAAACUACAGUUUUUUGCAACCCAGCCCCUGUUUUUUAUCCACAGGGGUAAAUAAGGAUUUGGGGAGUACAAUCUGCGGAUACACGGAUUAGGAACAUAUGGAUCAAAAUGUUGCUGCUGAAGAUAAAGAGUGCUUUCGAAGCGGCCUUGAGCUGGUAUCUGACAAGCAUAUUGAUCUUCUGAGGCCAUCUGCACGGUACUAUUCAGUGAGUAAAGGGCAAGCCACAGAUGCCGUAGACCGUGAAAAGGGCAAAUAUACACUUCUUAAAGAUCCCGAGGACUUCCCAGUUGGGAUUUAUGACAAACCCCUUCCAUGCUUUGGCUGUGGAGUAGGAUGGUUUUCUUUUCUGUUAGGAUUUGCAUUCCCAUUGCUGUGGUACUACGCCACAUUUCUUUACUUUGGAAACUACUACCGCAAGGAUCCUAGGGAACGAGCGGGCCUUGCUGCAGCCGCCAUUGCUGCGAUGACAUUCUCUGUUGUGUUGGUGAUCAUUAUAGCUUACUGUACUCUCUUCUAGUCCGGCACUUGCUAGUCUGCUCUUAAUACUUGCAUCUUAAAAUGAGACGCUAAACAGUUCGGAAGAAACCGCGCCGAUAUCUAGCAGAAGAGGAUAGAGAAUAUGUCACUGCACAGUUGGACAUAGUCACACUCCAGAAACAUACAAAAAAACUGAACUUCGUUGGCAGUAGCUGUAUUUUGUGGUGCCUUUACGAAGAAAUAUAUCAUAGUCGAUAUUUAUGUAAGUGUUUAUUAAUAGCAAUGGUGCUUGAGGCUUUGUUAAUAUGCGAAUAAUGUUAAUGAGUUUACAGAUCAAAUAGGUUACUUUCCCAUACAAAAACUCUCAAUUAAUUCAAUUGUACAAGUUCAGCCAGUACCAAAUAAUUGCGCAGGAAACCUUGCCCUACUCUGUUCUUGUAACUUUAAGACCAGAGAAUUUAUGCUUUAUGCGAAAAACCAAAUACCAUGAAGGAAUGAAGUAAAUUUAUAAUAA